AUGGCCAAGCAAACCAAGCAGCAGCCCCUGGCGGCCCUCGACACCCCACAACAGACAUGCAGCAGCAGCAGCAGCUCCAUGUCUAGCGAGGCAGCAGCAGCAGCAGAACGAGACCCAGAACUCAGCCGGGCGGGCGACGCCCCGGGGGGCCCCCCUGGGGUCCCCCCGGGGGGCCCCCCAGGCCCUGAGGAGACGGACAGGCUGCCACUGAGGGCCGAAACCUUUCUCAACUUUGUUGACCCCUCGACGCUGCUGCUGCUGCCCCCCAGGGAGACAGCAGAGGCUCUUGUGCGCCAACACAGGGAGCGGCUGACGCUGGCCAGGCAGCAGCAGCAGCAGCAGCAGCAGCAGCUGCAGCUGCAGCAGCAGCAUCAAAGGGGCGCCUGCACCUGUCCCCCGCCGCACAAGCGUCUCAGGGGCCCCCGUCGCGCCGCCAGCUGCUGCGCCGCCCGCCUCGGCCCCCCGCUGGGCCCCGCCCUGGGGGCCCCCUCGGGGGCCCCAGGGGGGCCCCCAGGGGGGCCCCCAGGGGGGCCCGCAGGGGUGGCCCCGGCGGCGGGUUCGAGCCCGCCGCCGCUGCUGCCGUGCAGCGAGGAGGCCCCGCUGCUGGCGCUGGAAAGAAGCAUCGCUGCGCGGAACACGCUGCACCGGCUGCGGCACCAAGUGCUGGAGCUGCCGAGGCCGAACCGCCACGGCGUGGGGCUGAUCUACGGGGCGCGCAUGAGCAGCGACGACGGCCACGACUACAGAGUCAUCUACUGGGGCGAGUUGUACGGCUCGACGAAGGAGGAGAAGGCGAUCCACAAGAGAAAUGCGCAGCAAUUCCGAGCGCUCAUCCGCUCCCUCGUGGAAGCUUCGCCCGACAAAUGUUUGACAGUUCAGCAAUUGGUGCUGGACUUGGACAUCAACAUGAGCAAGGGAUGGGUGCACUUCGCAAAACUUUCGCUCCCCGGAAAACACGACCCCUACAGCGAAUUUCUCUUGCGGAGAAAACGCGAAGAAGCGCCAGCAGCCCAGCAGCCCUCUUCGUCUUGA
This is a messenger RNA of Eimeria tenella, 1032 nucleotides long. RefSeq lists its product as uncharacterized. Bases 1 to 1032 code for a protein of 343 amino acids. The record is from RefSeq and is a predicted model, not a curated record. The transcript has 4 exons. NCBI's taxonomy places the organism in Eukaryota, Apicomplexa, Conoidasida, Eucoccidiorida, Eimeriidae.